Molecule: messenger RNA, 2574 nt
Organism: Paramecium tetraurelia
Lineage: Eukaryota; Ciliophora; Oligohymenophorea; Peniculida; Parameciidae
Exons: 1
Biological process (GO): microtubule-based movement
Molecular function (GO): ATP binding; microtubule motor activity; microtubule binding
Source: RefSeq, a predicted model, not a curated record
AUGUUGACCUGUCUCCUUAACCAAAUAAAACUCCAAACAAAUCACCAAUAUAAAGAACAAAAACGCCACUAAAAGAAACUUAAAAAUCGUAAACGAGAUUCCAUUCUCCAAUUGAUACUUAGCCUACCCGUUAAACAUCAACAAUCAUCACUGUAUUUAUACAACGUUACUUUUUGGCAAUAGGAACUAAUAUCCAAGAGAAGUGGAGCAACUGGUAGAUCUUAAACAUAAACAGCUGCUGAACAGGAAAUUCCAGUUAAAUAAACUACUGAUUUCUAGACCAUCUACCAACGUAGUUUAAAAGCUAACUAUGUUCCUAAAAUAUCUCACAUCAAUGCUCAAACACCUCCAAAAUAAUAGAGUGUUCCUAGUCCAGCCACUCCCCUAAACCAUUAAUUCAUUUCAUAGAAUAUAGAGAAAACACUGCCCAUUCAUGCCAACAUUGUUAAUAAGCAAAAAGAGAAAGUGCAAAUUUACAUAAGGAUUAAGCCAAACCUCACAAACGAGAAGUCCGUCGUCAAGAAGCUAUCUAAUCAGCAUCUAGCAGUCCAUACAUUCGAGGAUACAAACCGACAGUUUGAAUUCGAUACUAUUCUAGAUAAUUCCUCAUAAGAGGAAGUGUAUAACCUAACCAGUAAGUAAAUUGUAUCAGAUUGUAUUGCCGGAAAGGCAAAUGGAGUAGUAAUUGUCUAUGGAUAAACAGGAUCUGGUAAGACUCACACUAUGGGACUUCUUGAAUAAUCAAAAGGAGUUAUCCAAUUGGCUAUGUCUGACAUAUUUCAGCAGAUUAAGGAGCAGAAUGAAAAUGGCAGCAAUUUUAAAAUCGAAAUGAGUUUCAUUCAGAUAUACAUGGAUAAAAUAUAUGAUCUAUUAAACAACAAUGGGUAAUAGUUGUAGAUAAGAGAAUCCAAAGAUUCCAUUCCAUAUAUACAGGGAGCUGUCUAAAUUUCGAUUGAAGAUCAAAAUGAUGGAGUACAAUUAGUCUCAUUUGGGAUCAAAAACAGAGUAGUAGCAUCUCAAGUCAUGAAUGUCAAUUCUUCAAGAUCACACACACUUUUGACAAUUUAUAUAAAAAAGUAAGUUUAAGAUAAAGUUAUCUGUUCCAAAGUUGCCUUUAUUGAUCUAGCUGGUAGUGAAAGAAAUAAAAAAUCAUUAUCCAAAGGCUUAAGACUCGAUGAAGCCACUUAUAUAAAUGAAUCUUUGUCAGCCUUAGGAAAUGUUAUUGCAGCUUUGGGAUAACCUAAUUAAUAGCAUGUUCCAUAUAGGGAAUCAAAAUUAACCAGAACACUUCAGGGAUAUUUAACAGGAGAAUCGCAGAUUUCCCUUAUAUGCACGAUAACAAAAUUAGCAGAUAGUACUAAUGAAACCCUUUAAACACUGAUGUUUGCAUAAAGGUGUAAGGAUGUGGUAUUGAGACCAUAAAAAAUAAUACCAAUAUAGGAUGAAGAAACAAUGGACAAUGGAGAUCUAUUAAAAUAGAUAGCUGAGUUAAAAGAAACGAUUAAAGAUAUGCAAGAAUAAUAGCAAAAAUAAUAAAUAUCAUAAUAAAAUUAGCUAUCAAAAUAAUAGGACAAAGAUUUCCUAAAAUUUCUUAUCAAUAUCAUUCUGAAACUCAAAUAGUACACUUUCAGUAACAUAUCCAGUUGCCAGCUCUAAGAAAAGUAGGCUUUAGCAGAAAAAUUCUUACAGGAUAGCACAUAUUAUUAAACCAUAUAAUUCCCAAAAGAAAUUUAAGUCAUGAUGAUGGAAUAAAUAUAAUCAUAAGAGAUCGAUUAAUAAAAAGUGGAAUAAUGUCUGGAUGGCAAUAAAGAGCAAAUUAAAGAUCUUGCUAAGAGCUUUACCUAAGAUAUUCAUUAUUUAGUCUAGGCAUUCAAACAAUAUUCAGAUAUGCGUUAUAAUUAUAUUAUUGAGAAAAUACUUGAAUAAUAUAGACAAAAGGAAAUUUAAGUUUGGGCUAAAGGUUUGGCUUAUUUAUUAAUAACUGUAAAAUAACUUUUAAAUUAAUUAUAUGAGAUCAAGCAAUUUGAUAUAGCCUCAGACAUCUAUUUGGAAGGAAUUAAAUAAUAAUUAUAUCACUUAAUCAAUGAUAAAGGAACUAUGUAUAAAUCCCCAUAGAAGAUUUGUGACCUGAUAGAGAAAUUCUAUAGCUCUGAAACCGAUUUUAGUUUUAAUCAAAUGAAAAAAUUCUCAAGUAGUCUAAACAUUCCAUCAUAAACUAUGUCUGACAAAUAUAAGUAAAAGAUAGAAAAAUUGAUUGGCACUUAUGGCUAAGGAGUUAAGGUUGUCAAACCAACUGAACCUCCUCCAAUAUAUCAUUCCCCUUCUGUCAAUGUUUCCACACUAAUUCAAAGUCGAAAAUUCUAAUAAAAUCCAUUUAAUGAUAUAUCUUCUUUGACUGAAUAAUAGGCUGCUUCAUCUGUUGAAGAAUCAAAUUUAAGAGAAGAAGUACAUGUGAUACCCAAUAAUGAAAGCCUACUUUAAGGAAAAUUGAGAUUCAAAGAGGAUGAAUUACUGAUUUAUUCCAGAAAUCAAAUGGCAGCGCAAAUGGCAGCAAGAAAAAAAUAGUUAAAAUGA